Cyclopterus lumpus (lumpfish) is the source of this 4157-nucleotide messenger RNA. Its product is annotated as BAR_ACAPs and ArfGap_ACAP domain-containing protein. Bases 603 to 2663 code for a protein of 686 amino acids. Lineage: Eukaryota; Metazoa; Chordata; Actinopteri; Perciformes; Cyclopteridae. The record is from RefSeq and is a predicted model, not a curated record. Gene Ontology annotation, cellular component: cytoplasm. Gene Ontology annotation, molecular function: GTPase activator activity; protein binding. The transcript is spliced from 22 exons.
AAUAUUCAUGAGCCUUCCCCACACUGCUCAUGUCUGCAGGAUGCAGCUCCAGCCGUCACACUGAAAACACUGCAAACACGGUUUUAGGCACACUUUCAGCCAACAUGCGUGACAGGCAGGUGCGCGUGCACGAUGCCGGAUCGAUCGGCCGUAUCUGAAACUAUCGAUUCGGCUCGUGGAAGAAGUUUAUCUGCGGUUUCCUCAGUUCAGUAUGAAGACUGAGUGGAGCUGAUGAUGCAGCUAACGGACUAACGGCAGCUAACGGACUAACGGCAGCUAACGGGCUAACGGCAGCUAACGGACUAACGGCAGCUAACGGGCUAACGGCAGCUAACGGACUAACGGCAGCUAACGGGCUAACGGCAGCUAACGGACUAACGGCAGCUAACGGGCUAACGGCAGCUAACGGGCUAACAGCGGCUAACGGGCUAACAGCAGCUACUGGGAUAACAGUGGUUAACGGCUAACAACAGCUAACGGGGCUAACAGCAGCUACUGGGAUAACAGCAGCUAACGUGCUAACAGCAGCUAACGGGCUAACAGCUGCUAACAGUAAGAAGACUGUUUCAUGAACUGUUCCAGCUCUGUGACUCGGAGACAACAUGGAUGCGCUGCUGGACUUUGAGGAGUGUGUCAAAGACUCACCUGACUUCAGACUGAAGCUCGAGCUGUUCGAGGCAGAUGUUUCUGUGAUCGAGACACAAGUGGACAAGGUGAUGAAGCUGUGCGGUAAGAUGGUGGAGGCGGGACAUGCCUACAGCGCAGCCAAUCAGCUGUUCCUGACCGGCCUGGCUGAGCUCUCCAUGUCCCACAAGAAGGACAGCGUCAUCACAAACUGCCUGAACCAGUUCAACCAGGGUCUUCAGGAGAUGGUCAGCUUCCACACUAUGUUGUUUGAUCAGACUCAGAGAGCCAUCAGCCAUCAGCUGACCAACCUCUGUGCACAGUUCCUGCCCCAGCUGGUGGAGACCAGGAGGGAGUUUGUCCGGAUCGGAGAGGAUCUGGAGACGGCGGCGCUGAAGAGCGCUCAGGUGUCUCGCUUCAAAGCUGCAGACGCCGAGCGGGCGAGUCACCUGCUGCUCGCCACGCGCAAGUGCUACCAACACUUUGCCCUGGACUACUGUCUGCAGCUCAACACUUUCAAGACUCAGCAGAGAGUCGACGUCUUAAACUCAAUGUUCUCCUUCGUCCACGCUCAGUUCACCUUCUUCCACCAAGGAUUCGACCUCCUGCGGGACCUGGAGCCCACCAUGAAGGCCAUGGCCGCACAGUUGUCUCAGGCGUCAGCAGACUGUGCAGCGCAGAGAAAAGAGCUGGAGAACAAACACCUGCUGGUCCAGAGAGAUGCUUCUGGAGAGCCGUCGGUCUGCCCGUGUCCCGGUAGUGAUGACAUCAUCCAGGGUCACCUGUUGAAACGCUGCAGGAGGAAACCCAAAACCUGGAAGCGAUGCUGGUUUUCCAUCAGAGACAACCAACUCAUGUACAGGAAGUCACACAAGGAGAACUCUGUGGUUCUGUUCGAGGAUCUCCGACUGUGUGCCGUCAAGUCUCUGCAGAACCUGGACCGCCGGUUCUGUUUCGAGCUGCUCUCAGUUCAGAAGUGCUGUGCCCUGCAGGCUGACUCCCAGCAGCUGCAGCAGCUCUGGCUCAGCGCGCUGCACGGCAGCAUCGACCUCGCGUACCGAGAGGGAGACGACGCUCCGCUCCCACAGCCUAGAGAGCCCCCCCCGGGCCCCCCCCUCCAGAGGCCCCCCGUGCUGGGCGUGGCCCUCAGUUGCCCCGGCAACCAGCAGUGCUGUGACUGUGGGGAGGAGGAGCCUCGCUGGGCCUCCGUCAACCUGGGAGUCACCAUGUGUAUCGAGUGCUCGGGGAUACACAGGAGUCUCGGUGUUCACCUGUCCAAGGUGAGAUCUCUCACUCUGGACUCCUGGGAGGCUGAGCAGCUGAAGCUGCUGUGUAUUCUGGGUAAUAAUGUGAUGAACCAGAUCUACGAGGCGAGAUGUUCAGCUGAAGGACGAGUGAAACCUGGAGCUGCCAGCGUGCGAGCCGAGAAGGAGACGUGGAUCAAAGAGAAAUAUGUGGAGAAGAGAUUUGUGUCAGAUCGAGGUCUGAAGGGCGACGCCGGGCGGCGGCUCUAUCAGGCGGCGGAGGCCGGGGACCUGGUAGCCAUGGCGACGGCGUUGGCCCAGGGGGCAGAGGUCAACCAGAGCAUUGGGGAGGAGGCGGGACGCACGGCGCUGAUCGGAGCUGCUGUCGGGGGGUCGCUGUCGGCCUGCGAGUUCCUGCUGCUAAACAGAGCAAACGUCAACCACCGAGACCUGAGAGGGCAAGGAGCCCUCCAUGCUGCUGCUGCUGCUGGACACACAGGACAGGUGUGUCUGCUGCUGAAGAGGGGAGCCAAUCAGUACGCUGCAGACGAACGAGGCCAGGAUCCGUUGGCCAUCGCCGUGGAAACCGCCCACGCUGACAUCGUCACACUACUGCGGAUGGCCAGGAUGAACGAAGAGAUGAGGGAUUCAGACGGAGUCUUUGGAGCCAUGGGAGAUGACGAGACCUUCCAGGACAUCUUCCGUGACUUCAGCGACAUGGCGUCUCACGACCCCGACAGGCUCAGCAGACGUCAGUUUGGCCGCCGAGGCGAUGAAGAGGAGGACAAAGGGUGAAGAAGAGCUGACUGAUGUACUGUGUCGUACUCAAAGUACACGUUAAUGUACAGUUACUGCAGAAGGUCCAUCAAUAUUAAUAUUGACUCAAUGUUCCCAUUGUUCCUGAAGGUGGAUCUUCUUAAUACUCCUGAUAAUGUUGUAAUAGGUUGUAAUGUGCGGCCUCACCACUAGGUGACGCGCCGCUCCUUUAAAUGACUCAACAACAAUGAAGCGGUUGCUGAUUGGUCACCUUUUUAGCGUGUCAUCAUGACAUCACGCUAGCUGUGUGACAGCUCGUUAGCUAGCUGACAGAGAGCAUCUCAAUAGGUCAAGAAAAACAAACAACAACAACAACAACGGUGUUGUGUUUGCUAGUCUGAGGGUUUUUCCGUUGAAGCCCUUAAAGAUAAAAGAUAAAUAAGUGUGUGUGUCUGUCUGUGUGUGUGUGUGUGUGAGAUGCUAAUUUAUAUACUCGACUCUUAUUGGUCAGUUAUUUUCAUCAUGUUGUUUUAUUUUCAAAAGAAUGUAAACAAAGCAGCUGAUUGGUCGCUCUGUGACCCAUGAGCAAGGCCUCCUCUUGCUAUCUGUCCCUAACGUCCGUCUGGAAAUGGGAAAAGGGUCUUUUAGGUUUGAAUGUGGUCUACGGGAGCCGGUCUCUGUAGGUGGUUUUAAAGAGUUGGAGGAAGGUUCAUCUGGUUGUAGAGGUUUCUCUGACUGUGUGAACUGGGAUGUGAUGACUGGAGUCUUAGUUUUGGUUUGACUAAAGUUUUUAUUGUCUGUCACUGUUUUAUGUUUUAUGUCUGAAACUUUGUUAAAUGUGCUUUUGCUGUCUUGGCCGGGACACUCUGGAAAAGAGAUUAUUAAUCUCAAUGAGGCUUUUCCUGGUUAAAUCAAUUUAAACAUCUCCUGCUGGAAGGAGAAGGACUUCAGACCAAAAACAGGAAGAUCGUUCAUGAAUGACUUUAACCAUAUUGUAUAUAAUGAAAAUGCAUAUUUGUAUUAUUAUUAUUCGAGCGGAGGACCUAUUGUUCUUUAAAUGUGUGUUUACUAAAAGGUGAGUUAGGUAUGAAACCUCAAUCCCACAUUGGUUCUGUUAUUAUUACCGUACGUGGUUCUAUGUUCUUAAUCAGAACAAUCCAAAGACCGAAGGUCUGAACUCUUGAGGUCCCCAUAAACCACGUGGAUGUGUGGAGACCAGACCUGGUUUGGUGAAGUCUGUUACCAUCAAAGGGACUUCCAGGAGACCACGAGUCCUCUUUGAAGGACCAACCGGACCACUUAGGAAGACCCGCCCCCCUUCCAAUCCAAAUGGGACUCUAUUUGUUGUUGUUGUUGUUGUUGUUUGGAUGGGUUUGUGUGCGUGUUUGGUAGUUAUUAGUUCUCUUUGAAGGACGUCUACCGUGUUCUAGCUACUUCGAUAUGUUCUUUGUUCUGUUGGACGGUUUCUUUUAUGGAAAAUGAAUUUACUGAAGUGUGAAGUUUGAAAUCGCUUUAAUAAAAAUACACAUGGAA